AUGAUCGGGCAUAAAAGUCAUCCCACUGGUUUCAAUUCAACGAAAGCAACACAAACGCGUUUUCCUUCCUCUCUAUUUGAUGCACCAAACCUUGCUAGCUACAACGGUGGCGGUCGCAGUGGCGCAUUUUUGGCAUUGGACGCAAAUUUGGAACUUUUGAAGAAGACAGGACAGAUUGAUGUAUAUGAAUAUGGUAAAAUAUUAAUUAAUGCUCGACCUCAUCUGAUCGAUUCGGUAGAUCAGUACCAAUUCAUUUAUGAUGCUCUCGCUGAGGCAGUCUUGUGUAAUAUCGAACCGAUCGAAAUGUGGAAGUUGAAGAAAAGGAGUAGUAUGUACAAAGCGAAGAAGAAUCGCCAGGUAAUGGAAGCACAGGUUGCUAAUGAAGCUAAGUUGCUAGUAAUGUUGACACCUACGUUGAGGAUUGGUGAUUGUGCUGGUGGUCAUCGGUUAGAGAAUCGCGGUAAAAACAGGGACGUAAUGGUAGUACCACCUGACCAUGCUCGACCGUAUUUACAAACGUUACACGGUGAAAGCAAAGAUUACACUUACAUCAAUGCAGUUGAAGUAGAUGGUUUUAGACGGAAGAAUGAGUUUAUCGUAACGGAGUGGCCGAAAAAUUCAACACUGGAUAGUUUCUGGACGUUGGUUUUCGAUCAUAGUUGCCAUACCAUUAUUAAUUUAAGUAAUCAGGGGCGUUCUCGAGCAUAUCCAACAUUCCUACACAGCAAAGGAAAGCACACAUAUGGGCCUUUUGUUGUCGAAAUUUUAAAUCAUCAUCAAUAUCCAUCAAUGACCUCUCAUAUGGUCAAAAUUAUGAAGAAGUUAUUUAUGAUCUCAGAAAUAAUGGCAAACGGUACCAAUCAACAGCAGUUGGAAGCCGAAGUUAGAAUAUGUUGUGUUAUACAGAUUCGAAUGUGGCCAAUUGAAAACAAGGUUCCAUCAUCAACUUCUGGUCUUAUUGAUAUGAUAAAAAUGGCUCGCAGCUGGCGGAAACGUGCUCCAGAAAGACCGGAAACAAAACCCACAAUUGUUAUGUCACAUAAUGGUGUAAAUCGAUGCGGCAUUUAUAUAGCUGCUAAUGUAUGUAUUGAUCAAAUGGAUAUGGAUCAUGAAGUUGAUGUCUUUCAUGCCGUCAAAUUGAUUAGAAUGAACAGACCACAACUUGUUGACAGAGAUGAAUAUAAAUACUUGUAUGAUUUGAUGCUACACUGGUACAUGACCAAUCCGGAAUAUCGUAUUUUUGACCAAAAAGAGGAAUCACGAGAUUCAGCAUCGCAGAAUAGGUACUAA
Molecule: messenger RNA, 1290 nt
Organism: Brugia pahangi
Lineage: Eukaryota; Metazoa; Nematoda; Chromadorea; Rhabditida; Onchocercidae
Source: the annotation of a GenBank genome assembly